Molecule: messenger RNA, 4440 nt
Organism: Priapulus caudatus
Lineage: Eukaryota; Metazoa; Priapulida; Priapulimorpha; Priapulimorphida; Priapulidae
Product: outer dense fiber protein 2-like
Exons: 19
Coding region: 100-2793 (897 amino acids)
Biological process (GO): regulation of cilium assembly
Cellular component (GO): centrosome
Source: RefSeq, a predicted model, not a curated record
AUAUACCAUUGCGCGUCGUUUUCAAAAGAAGGAGAAAGACUCGACUUGUUGGACCGCAGUUAUGGAAAAGACACCAUUGAGUAGGAUUGGGUGAAAGAAAUGAUUAAGUCACCAGUUCAUGUACAUGUGGACGACGAAACAACUGUACAUGUUCAUGUUACUAACCCAAUAAAAAUGGGAUAUAGGUCCGGUUCAAGACUUUCUGUGAAGGACUCGGAUCACCAGUCCAAACGUGUUCGCUCCAGAUCUUCUACGAGUGUUACGACCCUUCGUAGUCAGGGAGAUCAAGCUCCUCAGCAGAGCAGACCAACAAAAGAAACUUCAGCUAGCCCCAGACCCCCUGCUCCAUGGGUGCCUCCACCAGGAAAGACAUCUCAGGGCAUUAGUAAAUAUUCAUGGAAGAAUUCUUCUCAAAAGCCGGAGCUGGUACAGCAUGAUGCAACCCCUUCGCACUCAUCCAUGCAUCUCAGCGACCUGUCUGAUGCUGCCGCAGAUGAUCUACGAAUGGAGGUAGAUGAUCUUACCGAUAAAAGUAAGCCCGAUCGCAGAGGUAGGCUACAACAAAGAGCCAGGAGCUUCAAUGACACACAACCUUACAGAACUCAGGAGGGAAGAGUAAAUGGUGGGGAGAAUGUUAAAGAUUCCCUCACAGCUUCCCAAACUGCGGUAAAGGAGUGCAAGAGUGCUGUGUUCACUAUUCAGCGUGAGCUAACAGAAACACAGCGCCACCUAGAAGUGACAGAAUCGGAAAAUGAGCGCUUGAGGUUGUCCAUCGGGAAACUACGUGAAGAUGCUGAACUUAUUAAAGUGACCAGUGAGCCAGGAGACAUUAAGGAAUCUCUGAUGAUGAAGCUGGAACUAGUCGAGAGGGAUAGUCAGGAUGUUGAAGUUGAGAUUUCUAGACUGAAACAUCUACUAAAGAAAUUCAUUCAGGACAAGGAGCUUGGUUCCAACGAUAACCUACAAUUUCUCAGACAGAAAGAUGCCCUGCUUCAGAAAAUCACAGACUACAACACCACUAAUCGUGUGCUGCGCCGUUUAGUGUCUGAAUAUGAACAAGACGUAAAAAUGACAGAACACUUGCAAAAACAGCGGCAGUUUCUUUCUAAAAGAGUGACUGAUUGUGAGACUGAGAAACAGAGACUCUACGACCAGUUAGCAGAGAGGGACGCUCAGGUUGUGAAGCUCACUGCCCACAUUGAGGGCUCCAAGGACGAACGUGAGCGGAUGUAUCGUCGCAACGAUGACCUGGAAAAGAUGCGGGCCCACCUGCAGAAACACUUGCGCAACAAGGAGGCAGACUUCGAUCGACUAACCUGCACAUUUAAUAAUCUAGAGAAAUCGUACAUAGACCUCAAAGAGGAAAAGUUGCAGAUAGCUAAUACGAUUGAAACGGCAAAGCUAAAGGCCAUCAAUGAGAAGGAAGCUCUAAAGAAGGCUACAAGAAAUCAGAGAGAGAAGGCCAAUCGCAGUGAGUCAGAGUCAGGAAGGUUGAGUGAAGAACUUGCUAGGAAAGACAGAGAACUAGCCGAUGCAGAAGCACGAACUGCAGAACUCAAUGCAAGAACGGGCACUCUAGAAAGUGAAAAGGCUCAACUAACAUUCGACCUUGCUGAUCUCAAACAGAGGAUAUCCGAGCUGGAGACAUCAAGCAAUGGUCGUGAGUCACAAUCACAGGCACAGGUGGAAGACCUAGCAGCUCAGCUAAACAUCGCGAAGAGUGAUGUAACCAAACUUGGGCUAGAGAAUGAAAGGUUAAAGAUCAGCCUAGAAACACUUGAGGAAAAGAAAGUGACGUUAGAAAGAGAUAUAUCUGACUUAAGAACUAACCUGGUGAAAAAGGAGAAUCUGCUGGAAGACUACAAAGUUAAGUUAAAGGAUAACUCAAGGAAACCAGAAUUGACAGCUAAUGAGCAUACAGAACCGUUGCUGACAUCCACCAGGAGGGAUGCAGAUGAUAAGACCCUGCAGCUAAGCUUCCAGAGUCAGGAAGCCGGUCGCAUGCAGUUGCAGGGAGAGAUAGAACUAGGAAGAGUGCACACUGAGGUGAGAUCUCGACUUGAAGAACUAGAACCUCUGGCAGAGGCUUUGCGUGUUGCACAGGUGCAGCUACAGGAAAGCAAGAAUACUAAUGCAGACCUAAAGAAACAUGAGCAAGAGCAGAAUAUGGUCAUUAGGGACCUGCAACUGAAGUUGGAAUUAUCUUCACAAAAUCUUGAACAAACCAAAGGCAUGUUGAAGUCCACGGAGGAACAUUCACGUCCGCAAAUGUCUCGAGUAGAAAGCCUCGAGGCCAAGCUAGACAAGCUAGACACCGAAUAUCGAGAUCUGAAGAGAGAGUUUGCUGAAAAGAGCAAUGCUGUGCAGAAUUUGACUGUAACAUUGGAGGCAAGGAGUCGUGACAACUUCUGUCUGACACAGCAGCUAGAAGCAGCUAUGUCUGAUGCACGAACUGCUGGUGAAAAAGCUCGAGCAGAAAAUGCCACCAGGGAGAAAAACUUGCAGAAGAGGAUCCUGAAUCUUGAGAAAGAACUUAGCUCAGUGAGAGCUGAAAAACUGUCCCUGCGUAGCAACACGGAAAAGGUCGAGCGAAGAAUGAAGACGCAGGUAACAGAGUUAAGCGGGAAGCUGGACACGGCAACCAGCAAGAAUCGCACCCUCGAGAAUUACGUGAGUUUUCUGAAGGUGUCAUAUGCUAGCAUGUUCAAGGACCCAGCUGUAGCAACGAGCACCCCAGUAAAGGGGCUGAUUCUCACCAGAUCACCACUACGGAGGACUGCUCACCUGCUGUGAUUCGGAUGUUGCGUUUUUACUCUAGACUCGAUGAUUCAUGUUCAGAUACAACACAUCAGUUGUAAGCAGCUGUUAUUGUCUGCAGUUUCAUUAAUCAGCUUUAAUUGAUAUGCUUGCAAAGCAAACAAUAUCCUGAUUACGUUCAAUUUGCAUUAAUAUUUUUCAAGCAAAUAUCUUGUGUAUACAGUAUAUAUAUAUAGAUAUGUGGUCUGAACAUUAAAUGGAAAAUACGCAUACAAAUCUUCAUACGUUAAUAAAUUAAUGAUGACUGUACGAUAUCUAUUGACAUCAGCAUUUAUUGAUCACCAUAUUUCAACAAAAAGGGAGCCACGGUGACAAUAUAUAUCUUUAGAGUGAAAAGUUUAGAAGUUCCACAUUUUAACGUACUCGCAAAGGGUAAAAAUAUUAUAUACUUUUCUCAGCAUAGUAAAGGAUCCAGUUACACAUAUUUUUGCCAGUACUAAAAUAUUUUUUAUAGUGCUAUAUCGAAACGAUAAUGCUAAGUGCAUUUUACUUGGUAUGUUGAGCUGUAUGGGUAGCUACAUAUAUAUGGUGAUCUAAUAGGCAUAAGGGCAUAAGUUGACUUAAAAAAAUCAAAAUUCAUUUCUAUAUACAAAUGAUAUGAAAGUUGCCAAAUUCAAAGUUACUUUUAAAAUUCAAUAGAUAUUUUGAAAGGUUGAAGUACAGGUAAUAUUUGAUUGAUUGUAUUUUAUACAUUCACUUUAUCUAUUUGUUAUUGCCGGCCCCAUAGUUGUUACCUCCGCCCAACGGAGUUGGAGGAGGUUAUGUUUUCACUCUCGUGUGCGUGUGUUCGUGUGUUAGUGUGUUUGUGUGUUCGCGCGAUCGAUAUUAGCGCGUCAGCCAGCGAGCCAGCCAGCGUGUACAUGUGAGCGAGCAGCUGCUACGAGUGAGCGAGCAGCUGCUACGAGUGAGCGAGCAGCAAGCCAGCAAGCCAGCGUGUACAUGUCAGUACGCUGGCAUAUAUCGUGGCUUAUUCAUGUGUUCGUGAGUCGUAUGGCAUAUGUCGCUGGCAGAGGUAUGCACUCUCCGUGAGUGCACUCUGUCUAGUUAGCUGUGCAGUCAUUGUUGUCACAAUCAUAGUUUUAUGUUGCUUGCCAACUAGCUGUUUUAUAGCCAACUAGCUAGGGAAUAUAGGCAGAAACAGCUUUGUGUGAUUGUGCUACAAGAUUAUGCAGUGUUAAUAUCACCUUUUAAUGAUUACACUUACAGGUAUUACUAUCUUGUAUGUAAAAUAAAUGAAGAGAAAGGCAAUACAGAUGAAGGCCUUUCAUGUGAAUUCUCUAUAUAUUCCAUCCGAUUUUCGCAUAUUCUGGUAAACGUAUACUGCGUCUUUAUGCUGGUAUAAUAUUGGGGAAAUGUUCCGUUAAUAACCAUUUUUUAGAACAGUAUUCUCUGUGGAAGUAUUAGGCAUUGUUUAUACAGUACUACGUAUAUCUGUGUCAAGUGUACUUGCAAUCUUGCAAUCUCGUGUUUUACUUGUACGUCUAUUUAUAAUGUUGAGUUUGUAAUCUUGUGAUUGGUAUGUAAUGUAUGUAAUGUAUGUAUUAGUAUGUGAUUAGUCCACGAGCAUGCGCAGUAGCUUGCGCGUUCAUGAUUUGGAUUAUAAUAAAUCUGCGUUAACUAAAA